Equus caballus (horse) is the source of this 4644-nucleotide messenger RNA. Lineage: Eukaryota; Metazoa; Chordata; Mammalia; Perissodactyla; Equidae. The record is from RefSeq and is a predicted model, not a curated record.
GCUGCCCCGGGCCGCACGGCGGCUGUCACGGCCCGGCCGCCCCUGCCCGCCGUGCGCUUCCUCCCGGCGCCGCAGGCCUCAGCCGGGACCCUGCGAGGACGUGGCGGGGCCCGGCACGCGACGACCUCGGGGGAGUUGGGGCUGGGGAGACCCCAGCGUCGCCUCCCGUCCGCCCGGGACCGCGAGACCCUCGGGAGGCGCCUCCGCGAGGCCAGAGAGCCUCGGGGCGCCGGCCGCUCGCCCUCGCCCUGAGCCCGAGGAAUCUGCCGAUAAUUCUGCCGCCACGACUUCAACCGUGCGCGAGGCGAGCUCGAAACAAACAUCACAUCUAAAUUAAAAAAAAAAAAAAAAAAAAAGCGGAAGAAGCGGCCGAGGCGGCGGCGGCGGGAGGAGGAGAGGAGGAGGAGGGGCCGCGCGGCGGCCCGAGGCGGCGGCGGGGACGCGGGGACGCGGGGACGCGGCUUUGUGCAGGCGGGUCGCGGGGCGCCCAUGGCGGAGUGUGACCGGGGGGGCGCCGCCGGCGGGGCCCUGCCCACCUCCCCCGGCCCGGCCGUUGGCGCCAAGAGCGCCCUGAAAGCCGGAGCCGGGGAAGGCGGCGGCGGCAGCGGCGGCGGGGGAGGUCGCCUCGGCCACGGGCGGGCGCGCUAUGACAGCGGCGGGGUUUCCAACGGAGACUGCAGCCUCGGCGUGUCCGGGGACGAAGCCCGGGCCAGCCCAGCCAGGGGACCUCACGGCGCUGCGCUCGCCCCGACCCCCAGCCCGGCCGCCUGCCCCCUCCCCCGGGAGAGCAAACCGGGCGGCCUGCCCCGCCGGAGCAGCAUCAUCAAGGAUGGUACAAAACAGAAAAGAGAACGGAAGAAGACAGUCUCUUUCAGCAGCAUGCCAACGGAGAAGAAAAUCAGCAGUGCAAGUGAUUGCAUCAACUCAAUGGUUGAGGGUUCAGAACUCAAAAAGGUUCGCUCCAACUCUAGAAUUUACCAUAGGUAUUUUUUACUGGAUGCCGACAUGCAGAGCCUGAGGUGGGAACCAUCUAAAAAGGAUUCUGAGAAAGCCAAGAUUGAUAUUAAAUCCAUCAAGGAAGUGAGAACAGGAAAAAAUACAGACAUUUUCCGCAGCAAUGGCAUUUCUGACCAGAUAUCUGAAGAUUGUGCGUUUUCGGUCAUAUACGGAGAGAAUUAUGAGUCACUUGAUUUGGUUGCCAACUCUGCAGACGUUGCGAACAUCUGGGUUACGGGACUGCGGUACCUAAUUUCUUAUGGAAAACAUACACUUGAUAUGUUAGAAAGUAGCCAAGACAACAUGAGGACUUCUUGGGUUUCACAAAUGUUUAGUGAAAUUGAUGUAGAUAACCUUGGACAUAUAACUCUGUGUAAUGCUGUGCAGUGUAUCAGAAACCUCAAUCCAGGCUUAAAAACCAGCAAAAUCGAGCUUAAGUUCAAAGAAUUGCACAAAUCCAAGGACAAAGCUGGUACUGAAGUCACAAAGGAAGAAUUUGUCGAGGUUUUCCAUGAGCUUUGUACCAGACCUGAAAUUUAUUUCCUUUUAGUUCAGUUUUCAAGCAAUAAAGAAUUCCUUGAUACCAAGGACCUUAUGAUGUUUCUUGAGGCAGAACAGGGUGUGGCACAUAUAAAUGAGGAAAUAAGCCUUGAAAUUAUUCACAAAUAUGAGCCAUCCAAAGAGGGUCAGGAAAAGGGCUGGCUCUCCAUAGACGGGUUCACUAAUUACCUUAUGUCACCUGACUGUUAUAUAUUUGAUCCGGAACAUAAGAAGGUCUGUCAGGAUAUGAAGCAACCUUUGUCUCAUUACUUUAUAAACUCAUCUCAUAAUACAUACUUAAUAGAGGAUCAGUUCCGAGGUCCCUCUGAUAUCACAGGAUACAUUCGAGCUCUUAAAAUGGGUUGCCGGAGUGUUGAAUUAGAUGUAUGGGAUGGGCCAGAUAACGAACCUGUGAUUUACACGGGCCACACCAUGACGUCUCAGAUAGUCUUCCGCAGUGUCAUUGAUAUUAUUAACAAGUAUGCAUUCUUUGCUUCAGAGUAUCCUCUUAUCUUGUGUUUAGAAAAUCACUGUUCUAUUAAACAACAAAAGGUAAUGGUUCAACACAUGAAGAAAAUUUUAGGUGACAAGCUCUAUACAACAUCACCUAAUGUUGAGGAAUCUUAUCUGCCAUCCCCAGAUGUCCUGAAAGGGAAGAUACUAAUUAAAGCAAAAAAGCUGUCCUCAAAUUGCUCUGGAGUCGAAGGAGAUGUUACUGAUGAAGACGAAGGAGCUGAAAUGUCUCAGAGGGUGGGCAAAGAGAACGUGGAGCAGCCCAACAACGUGCCUGUGAAGCGGCUUCAGCUCUGUAAAGAACUGUCUGAACUGGUGAGCAUCUGCAAGUCCGUUCAGUUCAAAGAAUUUCAGGUGUCAUUUCAGGUUCAGAAGUACUGGGAAGUCUGUUCAUUUAAUGAAGUGCUUGCCAGCAAAUACGCCAAUGAAAAUCCAGGGGACUUUGUGAAUUACAACAAACGUUUUCUUGCUAGGGUUUUUCCCAGUCCAAUGAGAAUUGACUCUAGUAAUAUGAACCCUCAAGAUUUUUGGAAAUGUGGCUGUCAGAUCGUAGCCAUGAAUUUUCAGACCCCGGGCCUGAUGAUGGACCUGAAUAUUGGCUGGUUUAGGCAGAAUGGAAACUGUGGCUAUGUCCUUCGGCCAGCUAUCAUGAGGGAGGAAGUUUCUUUCUUCAGCGCCAAUACGAAGGACUCUGUCCCAGGAGUCUCGCCUCAACUUCUUCACAUUAAAAUCAUCAGCGGGCAGAACUUUCCCAAACCCAAAGGGUCCGGUGCCAAAGGGGACGUGGUGGAUCCUUAUGUCUAUGUUGAAAUUCACGGGAUCCCUGCCGACUGUGCAGAACAAAGGACAAAAACAGUGCACCAGAAUGGAGACGCUCCCAUUUUUGAUGAAAGCUUUGAAUUUCAGAUCAACCUGCCUGAACUGGCCAUGGUGCGCUUUGUAGUACUAGAUGAUGACUACAUUGGGGACGAAUUUAUUGGUCAGUACACCAUUCCCUUUGAGUGUUUACAAACGGGCUACCGCCACGUCCCCCUCCAGUCAUUGACUGGAGAGGUCCUAGCACACGCUUCUCUGUUUGUCCAUGUGGCUAUUACUAACCGAAGAGGAGGAGGGAAACCUCAUAAAAGGGGGCUCUCUGUGAGAAAAGGGAAGAAAUCCAGGGAAUAUGCAUCUUUGAGAACAUUGUGGAUUAAAACUGUAGAUGAGGUGUUCAAGAAUGCCCAGCCCCCUAUACGCGAUGCCACAGAUCUGAGAGAGAACAUGCAGAAUGCAGUGGUGUCAUUCAAGGAGCUGUGUGGCCUCUCCUCCGUGGCCAAUCUCAUGCAGUGCAUGUUGGCGGUGUCUCCCCGCUUUCUGGGGCCUGAUAACACACCCCUCGUGGUCCUGAAUCUCAGCGAGCAGUAUCCCACCAUGGAGCUGCAGGGCAUCGUGCCUGAGGUUCUGAAGAAGAUUGUGACAACUUACGACAUGAUGAUCCAGUCCCUCAAGGCGUUGAUUGAAAAUGCAGAUGCUGUGUACGAAAAGAUUGUACAUUGUCAGAAGGCAGUCACUGAAUUGAUCUGCUUCCUAAAGGCGAGGAGGAGGACCUGGAAGGAAACCAUGCUGCUCUGCUUCACCAUGGAAUUCCAUGAACACUUGCACAGCAUAGGCACCAAAGAAGGUCUGAAGGAGCGGAAGCUACAGAAAGCAGUGGAGAGCUUUACCUGGAAUAUCACCAUCCUAAAGGGACAAGCGGAUCUUUUGAAAUAUGCUAAGAACGAGACUUUGGAGAACUUGAAACAAAUCCACUUUGCUGCUGUUUCAUGCGGGCUGAAUAAACCAGGCACAGAAAAUGCCGACGGUCAGAAGCCACGCCGGAGCCUGGAAGUCAUCCCCGAAAAAGCAAACGACGAAACUGGAGAAUGAGGGAACUUUCUAGAAAUCAUUAUGGAGUUUAUAACUCUAGGACCAAUUGUAGUCAAAUGGGACAUUUGCUUUGCACUCACUAUUGAAAAUAAUAUUUGGGAUUUUAAAGCACAACUGGAAUAGCUAAUUACAGUCUAUUAAAACUGUGAAUGUAUGUAGCAAUCCUACGUGUGAAGGCAAAUAAACUCUUUAACAAGAAAUUAUAUUCCUGGCCAAAAUAUGCUAUAUUUGUAUACAAAGACAUCAUAACUCAGUUCCAGCGUGAACAAGAGACUAUUCACUCUAGUUCCAUUGAAAAACAAACGUUUUCCUGGCUGAAAACAACUUGUUAAGAUGGAAAUGGAUUGUAUUGUCAAAUUAGUAUUUAUUGGAGAAAAACCUAAUCUACGCAUUUUACUUAAUGUGUGAUUGCCAGAGUCUCUGGGUUAUAGAUGAUUUUGGUGGCAUGCCUGCUGAGCCAUAAUUUCUAAGGAGAAUGUGCGUGGACAGACUCCCUGAAUCCCCAGGGACCUUGGAGAGCCAUCGCAUACAAGAGGAACGUGCAAUUGGACUGAAGCGCCCAGCCGAGGACAUACACUGGGUCUACACACGAUGUAAAAGCAGCCAAUCUGGAAGCAACACAUUGUAAAUAAUUUUUCAUUGUAUGAAGUAGUGUUCACAUUAAAAAGAUGUUUUAUGAUAUUUCUCCAA